AUAGAACUAUCUGACAUGACUAGAUAUAAAAUCAUUAAAAAAUAUAUUUGAAAUUGUUUUAAUCGAGGCGGCGCAGGGCGUGACGUCACCAGCAAACUCCUUCCCAAUUGGUUCUUUGCUUGCAGUUUAAAAAGUAGCCCGCGAAGGCUGAGGCACGCGCAGCCGACUAGCAUCGAGCAUACUAUCAUACUAUCAUACUAUCAUACUAUCCUCUCUUUAGUAAUCACAGCAAACAUAUCCAGAGUGAGUUAGGCAUUAAUAGGACGGAAGGUGGACACUCCUAAUGCAAGCAGUCAUUGACAUAUUUCAACAUUUGUCGGUUGGUGGCUAAUGCUAACAACAACCUAACCUCGUCCUUCAUGCUAACUGAAGACAUCCGAUCAAGAUCAAGAUGAUGGAGUCUUGUUUAGCUGGGAAGCCAGAGAGAGUUGGUCCAGUGGAGGUUGAAGACAUCAAGAGAGACCUUCAGGAAGAAUUCUCUACUCUGCCAAAUAAGGAAGAUGCCAGCAUCCAGUCGGAGAACUUGCAGGUCUACCUGAGAGUUCGACCCUUUACAGCAUCUGACAAUGACGAGUCACAGGAUCAGGACUGCGUGACCCUGGAGGGACCAAACACGGUGGUCCUCAAAGCUCCCAGGACCAGUCAAUCCACCCGACAGGGCGACAAGCUCCUCCCACAAACUGCUCAAAGGUUUACCUUCACACAGGUGUUUGGGCCAGAUGCCAGUCAGAGGAGAGUCUUUGAGGGCUCAGUCCAUGGUUUGGUGCGAGAUGUUCUGCAAGGAGAAAACUGUCUGGUGUUCACUUACGGAGUCACCAACGCUGGGAAAACCUUCACCUUCCUGGGUCCUGACCAUGACAGUGGUCUGCUGCCCAGGUCUCUGUGGGCCAUCUUCAACAGCAUCCAAGGUCGUCUCUACACUCGCUGUGAUCUCAAACCUCAGCGCUGUCGAGACUUCAGCCGACUGACUCCAGAUCAGCAGACAGCUGAGAGCAGCAGCAAGAAGAACCUGCUGAGGAUGUUGAAAGAGAAUCACCUCACCUCUGCUCGCUCGACUUGUCUGGACAGCUCGUCUCUCAGCUCUGACUGCAGUGUAAACAGUGUGUGUGAGAGCAACAAGACCUUUCUGGACGUCCCAUCGAAUGUUGGCUUCUCAGUUUGGGUUUCAUUCUGUGAGAUUUACAAGGACAACAUUCAUGACCUACUGGAGCAGGUGCCUUUGAGACACGUCAAGAGGACGGUGUUGCGAGUGUCUCAGGACGUGAAAGGAAACUCCUUCAUCAAAGACCUGAAGUGGAUCCAGGUGAGCAGCUUGGAGGAGGCCUACAGGGUGAUGAAGAUUGGAAAGAAGAACCAGAGCUUCUCCUCCACCAGACUUAACCAUCUAUCCAGCAGGAGCCACAGCAUUUUCUCCAUCAGGAUCCUGCGAGUGGAGGACAGCGGCGUUCCCAGAGUCCUGGGCAUUAGCGAGCUGGCCUUGUGCGACCUGGCCGGCUCCGAGCGCUGCUCCCGCACGCACAACACAGGAGAGCGCCUGAAGGAGGCGGGAAACAUCAACAACUCCCUCUUGACACUUGGGAAGUGCAUCAACGCCAUGAGGCUCAACCAGCAGGCCAAGAUCCAGCAUCACAUUCCCUUCAGGGAAUCCAAGCUGACUCAUUUCCUGCAGUUCUUCUUCUGUGGUGCCGGCAAGGUGACCAUGGUGGUCAACAUCAACCAGAGCGCCGCCUGCGUGGACGAGACACUCAACGUCCUGAAGUUCUCCGCCCUUGCCCAGAAGGUGGUGGUGUUGAGCAGCAGCAGGCCCGUCAGCCUGGAUGCCUCCUCCCACAGGUCGGCCAUGGAACUGUCCAUCAUCAUCGACCAGGCCGAGCCACGCAGGACGGGGGGCCGCAAGAGCUCGCUGCUGGCUUGGGAGAGCGGUCUAGAAGACGUGGCGGAGGACGAGGACGGUGAAGAGUGGGACCAGGAGGACCAGAGUGAGAUGGAGGGAACGGUGCUGGAGGGGAACAAGACCUUGGAGGACCAGCAGAAGUGGGACAAGGAGGCCGCCUUACGUUUAGUUGUGGAGGCUCAGAUUCGAGAAGAGAUCAGUGCAGAGUUCAAGGAGCUCUUCAUGAAGAUGGAGAAAGACUUCAGCGAGCGUCUGGAGAAAGAGCGGGAGAUCUUGGAGGAGCGUGCGGAGAAGAAGGUGCAGAUCCUGCAGAACCUGUCCAGCAAGACUUGGGACUUGUCCAGCAGUGAGUCCUCUUCUGAGUCACAUGACCUGGCUGCUGAUUGGCCCUUCAAGGAGGUGCUGGUGGGAAUCAUCGGCUCAGUGAGCCAAGACCUGGACCGGAUCAGAGCCGACGCAGAGACUGUGCACCGAUGUCUGAAGCUGGAGCAGCAGUCAUGUGACCUGCAGGCCAACAAGCACGUGCACGCCAGGACGUGUGAGAGGGAGAGUCUGGACCCUGAGCAGGAGGAGGAGGAGGAGGAGGAGGAGGGAGGAAGACACUGCACCAAAAGAGAAAAGCCCAGUCAGGAGAGCAGGGCGCAGUUGGAGGCGGAGCUAAAGCGCCAGCAGGAAGAAGUGCAGAAGUUGAAGAAGGAGGUGCAGAAGUUGACAGCCCAGGUGCACCAGUGUCCAAAGUGUGACUUGAAGCAGCAGGAAAGUUCCACGCUGAGCAAGGAGAAGAAAGCUUUGGUGCAGCAGGAAAACCAAGGAGUCGCCGGCAUGUCGGAGCAGCUGACCGCCACCAAGGCCCGCCUGCAGGACGCAGCAGUCAGGACCGGUCAGGAAGUCCAGGAGGAGGCCGGCGUGUUUCACGCCAACAUGGCCGAGCUGAGGAAGGAGAGCCAAGCGGCGCUGGAAAGAGCCGCCCACAAAUCUCAAGUGAUCCAAGAACUGCAGCGAGAAAAGAAGCGACUGGAAGGAGAACUGGCAUGCAGCGCUGACCACUGUGAGCGCCUCCUUCAGCAAGUGGCCAGGCAGAAAGCUGAGGAGCUGGACAUGGAAGCAGGAGGUCUGGCCAGGCAGAAAGCUGAGGAGCUGGACAUGGAAGCAGGAGGUCUGGCCAGGCAGAAAGCUGAGGAGCUGGACAUGGAAGCAGGAGGUCUGGCCAGGAAGAAAGCUGAGGAGCUGGACAUGGAAGCAGGAGGUCUGGCCAGGAAGCUGCAGAAGGAGGAGGCCAGAAGAUACCAGGACCAGAGACAGAUAGAAGAGCUGCAGCGUGUCCUGUGCCAGAAGGAUAAGCUCCUUGAAGAUCUUGUGAUACAGAAGGACACCAUGAGACAAGAACUCCAGCGUGUGAAGGAGGAGCUGCAGAGACAGGAGGCAGAGGAGCAGAAGGAGAAUGUGCAGCUAGGGCUGGGCGAUAUGGAGGAAAAGCUGAGGGCGGAGGAGAAGCAGGUGAGGAAGUGCAGACGGACACAGGAAGUGGAUCCAAGCAAAGAGCUCAAGGCUGCGACUGCACCCAUGGAGCAGGAAGUUGCCCCUUUUAGAAACAACACGGCCGACAUCAGGACAUGGAAAGACAAAAGUGCAGCCAGGAAGAGGAAGGGCAGUGAGGUGGAGGGGUUGGCAUCAAGUGACAACAAGCGUAAUGGGCUGAGGAAGAUGACACAGCAAACAUUGGACUCCUUCAAAGACGUGAUCUGCCAGUCUCAGUUGUCCUUGGAGUGCACAGCAGCACUCUUCUUGUCAGAGCAAACACACAAUGUCACCAUGGCAACCAAGGCCAAGAGAGGACGCAAGAAGCUGUACCAGGAUGCCAUGCUGCUCAUUUCUCCAAACAUGACGUGUGGGGGGUCAAGUGAGGCCAAGAAGACGUGUGGGGGGGCAGGUGAGGCCAAGGAGAGCGACCAUGUGAUCAUCAAGCGGCAACUACGCUCCAAGACCAGCAGGAAGUGACAUCAUCAGAGCUGCUGAGGAGUCUUUAAAGACUUUAAAUCUAUGCUUUUUAUUUUGUCCAUUGUUAUGUUUUUGUAGCUGGGGUUGGAAAGAACCCCAAACUUUUUCAGUGGGAGAAAAUAAAAGUGAUUAGU
Messenger RNA from Entelurus aequoreus (snake pipefish), 4026 nucleotides. Its product is annotated as kinesin-like protein KIF20A. Lineage: Eukaryota; Metazoa; Chordata; Actinopteri; Syngnathiformes; Syngnathidae. Gene Ontology annotation, biological process: microtubule-based movement; mitotic spindle assembly. Bases 392 to 3892 code for a protein of 1166 amino acids. Gene Ontology annotation, cellular component: nucleus; spindle microtubule. Gene Ontology annotation, molecular function: plus-end-directed microtubule motor activity; microtubule binding; ATP binding. The transcript is spliced from 33 exons. The record is from RefSeq and is a predicted model, not a curated record.